AUGCCAUCAGCAAUGUGCUGGUCAUUACCAAAUCGAUCUCGAACCGGGGCAGCAAUCCAAUUAGAAUCCGAGGAAACAGCCGCCAUUAUCGCAGCCACGCAAGGUUUCCUCGCAGCACUGAGCACCAAAUCGCGAGCCGAUUUCGAGAAACACUGUGUCAGAGCAGGGGGGAUGACACUUUCACCUCCAUCUCCAACUUCCCUGCGCUUCUGUACGAUUGGUUCGUUCGUUGAACAUGUCGCUGGGCUAAAAGACGACAUCGAUGAGCGCAUCUGGGAUCCUGAGGUGAAGGUGCACGAAACAGGAAGCUUGAACUUGGCCGCUGUGUGGGCGCCAUUCCGGGCGAAGAUCAACGGAGUUGUGGACCAUGUUGGUGUUGAACUUUUUGUUUUGCAUAAACUCAACGGCGAAUGGAAGGUGACUGGGCUGGCGGACUCGUGUCGGUUGCCGACUGAGGAGGAAAUGCUGCUGGAAUGA
This is a messenger RNA of Penicillium hordei, 477 nucleotides long. RefSeq lists its product as uncharacterized. The transcript has a single exon. Lineage: Eukaryota; Fungi; Ascomycota; Eurotiomycetes; Eurotiales; Aspergillaceae. The record is from RefSeq and is a predicted model, not a curated record. Bases 1 to 477 code for a protein of 158 amino acids.